CGACCGACACCAUCUACUACCCGCGACAUCCUGCGACUGGCUGCAACACCACAGCACAACACAACCACAACACAAUCACAACACCACAACACCACGACACCAGCCUCGACACAAUGCGCUCCACUGCUACCACCCUCCUCUUCGCCUUCUUCGGCCUCCUGCCAGUCGCCCUGGCGGUCUCGAUAGAACCAAAUGUGCACUGCAAGAAUAAUGUGUGCGCCUGUUGCCAGGACAAAUUUGUUGAGACCGGAGAGCCUUAUCGGGGGUAUUGUCACAAUUACGAAGACGAUCCCUAUUGUUGGCCGGAGGACGACAACCACCACGACAAAUGGCCCAGUGGGACUUAUGAAGGUGAGGGAUAUCCUUGCGGAUUCCCGUGCGUGCCGAGGUAAAAUUCCCCUGCUCUGGCUCGAGAGCGAGAAGGAGUCCAUUGCGUUUCGGGCAUUGCUACACGGCGGCGUGGCAUCUGGAACUCUUGUCGGCUGAGUCCGGUGCCGGCACGAACGGAGGCGGUCACCGCCACUGAAAGAGUGAUGGAUUGUAAUGCUCGGAUUCCUUUUGGUCUCGGUGAUUUCCGCGUGGGAAGAAGGAUGUUUCAUUUGUGUGACAAAGUUCGCCGCUGGGAGUGAGUUGGGCUCUGAUGACGAGACGGUCCGUUUCGUUGUUAUUGCUUCCAAUCAUGUAGUCGUAUUCAAGUGCGCUCGGAUUCUCGGUGUGUUGUCCUG
Zymoseptoria tritici IPO323 is the source of this 725-nucleotide messenger RNA. RefSeq lists its product as uncharacterized. The record is from RefSeq and is a predicted model, not a curated record. Lineage: Eukaryota; Fungi; Ascomycota; Dothideomycetes; Mycosphaerellales; Mycosphaerellaceae. The transcript has 3 exons. The coding region runs from base 193 to 486 and encodes 97 amino acids.